AUGCCAGCUCUGCACGAUCCGAAGGCUCACAAAACUCCAAUACAACAAUUGUCGAAGUUUAUCAACGUGAUGCUACGCGGUAAAGAAGCAAACGGUAAGUGGAUAAGCACGUAUGAGCGCAUCACAGUAUUUAAAAAACAAAUGGAUCAAAGGUUACGGUCAGGUGGUGCUCGUGUGUACGAUUUUCGGCUUUUUGACCUUGUACUCGGAAACGAAAAGCCAAGCAAGUCGAAAAUUCAGUCAUCGUAUGGCGAUUUCUUAUCGAUGGCAUUCGAUUUUGUAAACAAAUUGGGCAUGAAAAAGAAUAAGAAGGAGUUGAACAUCCGGUUUUUGAGUCCACGCUUUAUGCCUGUGAUGCCAGAUAAGAUGGAAGCAAAUGAGCGAAUAUUAUCACCUUCAAUCAUGUCGUUUUAUCGAGAUGACAGCCCAGACAGUAUCGCGUCAUUGCCAAAAUUACUGGAAGAUAGUGGCAUGACGGAAAAAGAUCGGAAGGCAGUGAUUGAAAUGGUAAUGGAUGUAUCUGGAGCACGGCAUGCUGUCGAAAUGGGUCUCGAUUUUCUCGAGCAAACAAAUUUUUUCGGUCUCGAAGAUAAAUUCUUUGAGGCAACAGAACGCAUUAGCGGCAUUUUCACAAAUCUCGAAAAAUCGUUUAAUAAGCAGCAGUCGAAAGAACUGGAAAAAGAUGGAUUUACUUUCUUGGAGGUGCCGCAAAUCAAAAAAGUUCUCAAUUCGCAUGGUGGAGUUUAG
Molecule: messenger RNA, 747 nt
Organism: Gongylonema pulchrum
Lineage: Eukaryota; Metazoa; Nematoda; Chromadorea; Rhabditida; Gongylonematidae
Source: the annotation of a GenBank genome assembly